AUGUCAGAUCGUGAAGGACAUCCUGGAGCACCAGGGACUGAUGAGGAGCUCUCGCUGCCGAAAGCGACAGUCGGAAAGAUGAUUGCAGAACUGUUACCCAGCGACGUAAGUUGCGCGAAGGAGACGCGUGAUUUGGUGAUUGAGUGCUGUGUAGAAUUUAUUCAUCUAAUAUCGUCAGAAGCAAAUGAGAUUUGCGAGCAAGAAUCGAAGAAGACCAUUGCGCCUGAGCAUAUUAUCACUGCUCUGAAGCGGCUUGGUUUUGAGUCGUUCACAGAAGAAGUGCAAGAUGUCUUGAAAGACCACAAGCAGCAGCAGAAAGAUCGGGAGAAGAAGGUCUCCAAAUUUGAGUUAUCUGGACUAACGGAAGAAGAACUCCUCCGACGGCAAGAAGAGCUGUUCGCGGCCAGUCGAGCUAAGUUUCAGACUGCCCAACAAUGA
Messenger RNA from Sparassis crispa, 438 nucleotides. RefSeq names its product Negative cofactor 2 complex subunit beta. Gene Ontology annotation, biological process: chromatin remodeling; negative regulation of transcription by RNA polymerase II; positive regulation of transcription by RNA polymerase II. The record is from RefSeq and is a predicted model, not a curated record. The transcript is spliced from 5 exons. Lineage: Eukaryota; Fungi; Basidiomycota; Agaricomycetes; Polyporales; Sparassidaceae. Bases 1 to 438 code for a protein of 145 amino acids. Gene Ontology annotation, molecular function: protein heterodimerization activity; core promoter sequence-specific DNA binding; TBP-class protein binding. Gene Ontology annotation, cellular component: negative cofactor 2 complex.